UCAGAACAACUGGAAAAUCUCUUAAGAUAUGUGCUAUUCUGAUCCUCACCUCCUCUGACUGCGUGGGGGCGUUGUCAUGACAAUGUCCCCUUGUCCAUCACAUGGAAGCGAGAGGGAUAACUGGGAACAACAUCUGUCUUCUCCAGCAGGUGCCGUUUUUUCGCAUGGAGGUCCAUAGGAGUGUCGAAUGUAUUAUUGUUGUUGUUGUUGUUGUUUUAACGUAUGGCAUGUUUUCUACGUGUGGCUCUUUUGAUCGAAUAUAAGUUUUGUAAUUAUUAGGUUGUUAUGUUACUGAUAUAAGUAUGAUAUAUUGGAGUUUGGUCGUCACUAGUUCGCACAGCCACAAAGUCGUUAACCCCACCAAUUUCUACAAUUUAUCUUCAUAAAAUGUGAUUUGAAACCUUAACCACAGUGUUAAACUUAUCCCUAACCUUAAAUGAAAACCACAAAGUUAAUUUUUAGUUUUCAUGAAUUCCUACGAUGUAGACUGUCGUCUUUGUGGCUGUGGUAACUAGUGGAAACAGUUGUACCUGUUCACAGUGAGAUCUGCCCUCUGAUUGGCUAGAAUGGGUUCCACCUGAUUUUUGCCUCCUCCCAAAUGGCUUCUAUUUUCGAAGACGUUUAUUUUGGUUGUUUGAACGGCCACGACAUUAUCUGGAUAAUGUGUCCGUCAUGAUAAAUGGACCCGGAAGAAGAACCUCAACAAACCAGUGGCCAUGUGCAGGAAGGCAGCGCUGCGUUAUGGUGCGGACGUGAAACACUGAAGGCGCCGACGUUGGACAGGGCAAAUCUUGCUGUUCCCAAAAAUGCUGACAUCACCAGUAUCUCUGACAUCACCAGUAUCUCUGACAUCACCAGUAUCUCUGACAUCACCAGUAUCUCUGACAUCACCAGUAUCUCUGACAUCAACAGUAUCUCUGACAUCACCAGUAUCUCUGACCAAACUUCAAUUCGAUCUGUAAAGGUCUAUCUACCUACACCCCUCUACACACCACACAACCAACCAGCUCAAACCAAAUCGGCACCUCUGAAACCCAAGAUGGCUACUAGAUUUAAUGCCCUGAUGGCUACGGUGGUCACCCUGUUGGGGGCCACCUUGGGAGGCCUGUUACUAUGGCGACAGCCAACCCUGAGGACACAGAAGAAGCGGCGUCUAGCUCCGGGUCAGAUAGGGGUCAGCACUGGUCCCGUAUCAGUGGAACAGCUGGGUCCUGUGAAACCAGAGCCUGUGGUUGUGGAGCCGGCCGAGUCCCAGCUAACCCCUGGUCAGAGCCUGGACCUCCUCCUGCCUGUUUCACUGCCCCCUGCUGACCAGCUCUUGGCAGUGCAGUCAGUGAUGGUGAGCUCUGAGGAGGAUUGGGAGCAGCUGUGGCCGUCACUGCAAGAGGAGCUAUCAGUCUACCCUGUCCUCGGGCUGGACUGCGAAUGGGUGUCAGUGAAGGGUCAGCCGUCUCCGGUCUCCCUCCUCCAGAUGACUUCCUACUCUGGCCUGUGUGUGGUGGUGAGGCUACAGCUGCUCCGAGGAAGCCAGCAGGACUUUCCCCUCAGCUUGAAGGAGGUCCUCCGGGACCCCCAUGUCCUGAAGGUGGGCGUGGGCUGUUAUGAGGACGGGAAACGUCUGACCCGAGACUACGGUCUGUCUCUGGGGAGUACCGUGGACCUGAGAUAUCUCGCACUACGACAAAGGAAAGUAGUGCUGAACAAUGGUUUGAGCCUUAAGUCUCUGGCUGCUGACCUGCUCAAUGUGUCUCUGGAUAAAUCCAUGGCUCUACGGUGCAGUAACUGGGAGGCUGACCAGCUGACCCCAGAACAGAUAACUUACGCAGCCCGAGACGCCCAGGUAUCAAUCGCCCUGUUCAUCCACCUGCUGGGCCUCAACUCAGACGCCACGCCCUCACCUGACAGUGGGAGUGGCUAUACCCAGCUGGCCAAUCGCUGCCAGGGCCUGGUAGACACACCCUUCAGGGAGAGGGGUGGAGGAGAGGGAGAGGACGGUGAGAGGAAGAGGAAGAAGCGCCAGCAGCCUACUUUGGAAAGCCCCGAGACUGGGGACCAGCAAGUAGCAGACCCCAGGAGGAACAACAAGAGGAAACCGCUCGGUGUGGGCUACGCUGCUCGGAAGUCUCCUCUUUAUGACAACUGCUUCCUCUAUGCCCCGGAUGGACAACCCCUCUGUACCUGCGACAAGAAGAAGGCCCAGUGGUACCUGGAUAAAGGAAUAGGAGUGCUGCAGAGUCAGGAGCCAUUCAUCGUGCGUCUGCUGUUUGAGCCUUCGGGACGUCCAGACUCCCAGCAGGACUACUACCUGACUGCCAAGGAGAACCUGUGUGUGGUGUGUGGCAAGAACAACUCUUAUAUCAGGAAGAACAUCGUUCCUCAUGAAUACAAACGUCACUUCCCCUCGGAGAUGAAGGACCACAACUCCCAUGACAUCUUGCUGCUGUGCACUUCCUGUCACGCGGCCUCCAACGUGCACGACGGCUUCCUGAAGCAGCAGCUGGCUGAUGAGUAUGGCGCGCCCCAGGGGUGUGAGGAGGAGGGCGUACAUCUCCUGGAGGACUCUGACCGCAGGAGGGUUCGUUCUGCCGCCCGAGCCCUGCUCACCGUGGGGGCGGGGCUUCCAGAGGCCAGGAGAGAUGAGCUACAGAAGGUCAUAAGGUCCUUCUUCAACGACACCGACGUGGAGCUGACUCCUGAGACACUUCAGAGUGCUGCAGGCCUGGAGACCAGGAUCUUCAAUGAGAACUACGUUCCCCACGGGCUGAAGGUGGUGAAGGCGACCGCCGAGCAGGGCAUGAAGGGAUUAAUGGAGCUGGAGCGCCGCUGGAGGCAACACUUCCUGUCCACCAUGACACCUCGCUACCUUCCUUCUCUCUGGUCUGUCAGCCACAACCACAACAAGUUACUACGCAGGUACGGAGAGGACCUUCCCCUCCAGCUGAACUGACCUACAGUCACCACACCACAGUCUGGUUCCCAGGCUGGAUCUGUCUGGUUCCCAGGCUGGAUCUGUCUGGUUCCCAGGCUGGAUCUGUCUGGUUCUCAGGCUGGAUCUGUCUGGUUCCCAGGCUGGAUCUCAUCAGCUGUUGCAGCAGCCUCUACCUGGUUAUUACACAGUAUCCCAGAGAACAGACUAAUGCCUACAGGUGAAGGGUUGUAAUUCUGUGUGUUCAGUGCCUGCGAUCCUUAGUCUACUGUUGGCUGGACGAGGACAUCUGUUGCUCUGAUCUGAUUGUGGUGCCUUAAUGUUAAAUGCCAGACAGGCUGUGCUCGUGGGCCCAGCAGGAUGUAUUGGCUGCCUUACUGACAAAUUGGCACCCUGUUCUUUUAUAUAGUGUAGUACAUUUUGAGAUCUAGAGCCUGAGGAGAGAGACUGCCUUGUGGUUCUGACCGAGGUCAAAUAAUUCUGUGUCAAGAACACUGACUGGAGACGAUGGUGUAGAAUUCAUGAUGAAAUGCUAUUGAAUAAAACCCUAAAAAAAAACCUGGUUUAGGAUCGUAACGAUACCAGUAUCCCAAUACUCUGAGUUAUAGUGGCAAGGAAAACAAAACAUGAAGCAGACUGAAUUUCCUGAGAGUAAACAGUCCUAAUGCCGUCAACCAGAAUCACAUGUUUAUUUUCCUACAACGGACAAUAUUUGACAUCCGGUAGAUUUGAAUGACGCCAGAGUUCAGUCUGCUUUGUGUUUUCCUUGUUGCCAUGGAAAUACCAAGUAUCGUUACUCUCACCAUAGUGGUAUGGUGACGAUCCCUGCUAUGGUUCUAGUUUCCCAGAUUUAAAAACUAGUCCUGGCCAGAAAAUAGCGUAGGAGACGAGACUUCAUCUAGGUCCAGGAAACGGGCCCCAUGCAGUGCAUUUGGGAAAGUAUUCAGACCCCUUGACUUUUUCCAUAUCUUGUUACAGCGAUAUUCUGAAAUGGAUUAAAUGGCCGUUUUUUUUCCCCCUCAUUAACAUAUCCACAUGAUGUUGACGUCGAUUUAGGAAGCACCCCACAUAUCCCUAAUUGUACAACUGACUAGGUGUGUGUCCCCCCCCCCACCCCCCUUUCCUUUCUCAUAAUGACUAAGCAAAAAAACUUGUUUUUAGACUUUUUUUUGUUGCAAAUUUAUUGAUUUAUUUGACAUUUUU
This is a messenger RNA of Oncorhynchus gorbuscha (pink salmon), 4129 nucleotides long. RefSeq names its product exonuclease 3'-5' domain-containing protein 2-like. Gene Ontology annotation, biological process: nucleobase-containing compound metabolic process. The coding region runs from base 680 to 2947 and encodes 755 amino acids. Gene Ontology annotation, molecular function: 3'-5' exonuclease activity; nucleic acid binding. Gene Ontology annotation, cellular component: cytoplasm; nucleus. NCBI's taxonomy places the organism in Eukaryota, Metazoa, Chordata, Actinopteri, Salmoniformes, Salmonidae. The transcript is spliced from 11 exons. The record is from RefSeq and is a predicted model, not a curated record.